Molecule: messenger RNA, 922 nt
Organism: Drosophila innubila
Lineage: Eukaryota; Metazoa; Arthropoda; Insecta; Diptera; Drosophilidae
Exons: 2
Coding region: 1-912 (303 amino acids)
Source: RefSeq, a predicted model, not a curated record
AUGCAGUUCAUCUGGCUGCUGUUGAUCGGCGCACUUGGUUGUUGUGCAGCUGCUCCACGUGGUUACUACGAUUACGAUUAUUCACGGCGUCGGUCGCCGUCUUCGGGAUACAACUACAACACACAGAGCAGUCGUUACAGUCGACAGAGCAGCAAUAAAUCGGAUCAAGAGAAUGCCAAAUUUGCUGGUGCACAGAAUCAGGAAUUGGAUGAUCUUAAUGGCAAUGCGGGCGACACGAGAACUCUGCUGCUCAAGAAGAAGCUGAAGAAACUGUAUCGACCGUAUGCGGCGGCAGCUGCUUCUUCCUAUGGCUAUGGCCGACCUUGCAUACCCUUUGGACGAGAUGCCGGUGGACAGAAGGAUCCCGUGGAGCAGGGACGCUUCUUGUUCGACUUGAAUGUGUACAAUGUGUAUCCUGGUGGUGGUGGCGGUGGUUGUCGCGGCUAUGGUGGUUUCGGUGGUGGCGGAUUAGGUGGCCUGGGUGGUUUAGGCGGCGGCUUGCUGUCCGAUCCCAUAGCGCCAGUUGCCCCAUUGCCGGUGCCAGUGCCUGUGCGUCCCUAUGCACCAUUCGCCACUUGGUUAUCGCUCUUUGCACCCGGCAUAUUACAGAACAGUCUGGCGGCCACUGUGCCACUAUCUGAUCCCUUUCCCUUGCGUCCAGCAUCUGCUGCUAACGAUUUGCAGAGUGAUCCUGCCGUUGAUCCCAACUAUAAUCCUACUCCAGUCCGUCGACCUGUUCCAAAUCGCGUCUACUACGACUCGGCCGGAGCGCCACCAGUGACUCCAGCACAGCUUGUGGGUGGAGUCGCCACAACAGUUAAUGGAAUCAUACAACAGCUGACGGGUCAAGUGCAACCGGUCUACCAAACAGGAGCCUAUCGCUCGAGGGAUCAUCGCAGCAGCUAUGGAUAAGCAACUGGAC